AUGAAGAUGAUACUUUACUCGAUAGAAAUAAGAAAAGAAAAAGAAUGGGGGUUAUUCACAUUUGUUUGCAGAAGCAUCAAUGGGGAAUGGUCUGCCAGGCAAUUGGAGGGAGACAUUAAGAGUUCUGCUGUUUCCACUUACAAGCUCCAAAGGAAACUUGUCCAGGUAGCCGUCGCCUCCGACUCCUCUAGCAGUAUCACCUCCUCUUUCUUUGUCAUCACCCCUAAUUCUGUUGUUUUCCAGGUGAUUACUGGAGGUGGUGGAGGCGGAGGCUUCAUAGGAGUUACUGCUGUUGCUCCUACUGGAAGCACUGUCAUAACCGUUGAAGCUCUUGCAGCUGAAGAGACAAAGAAAAAAGAGAAAGAAGAGAGUGAGGAUGAAGAUAUGGGAUUCUCUCUCUUUGAUUGA
Molecule: messenger RNA, 408 nt
Organism: Durio zibethinus
Lineage: Eukaryota; Viridiplantae; Streptophyta; Magnoliopsida; Malvales; Malvaceae
Source: RefSeq, a predicted model, not a curated record